Molecule: messenger RNA, 2765 nt
Organism: Procambarus clarkii (red swamp crayfish)
Lineage: Eukaryota; Metazoa; Arthropoda; Malacostraca; Decapoda; Cambaridae
Source: RefSeq, a predicted model, not a curated record
AGUUGUCGGAGUCGCUACAGCAGCUGUCUGGACGAGCCAAGUCUGCCCACACCCAUAUCACCAACCUCAAGACUUUCCAGGACCGAGUUAAUGCCCACUGUGACACGCUGGCUACCGAGGUGGAGAAGCAGUGCUCGGAGCUGAUGGAGGCGGUGAGGGAGGCGCGGACGAGGCUACUUGCCCAGCUGGCAGCAGAGAGAGAAGCCACCACCAAGAUCUACAGAGACCAGGCAGCUGGGUGCACGCGACGCCUGCACCAAACCACAGCGCUCGUACAGUUCUGCAUCGAAGCCAUCAAGGAGCCCGAGCCAGCGGCUUUUAUGCAGAUGGGACCUCAGCUGAUCGGUCGAGUGAGUGACCUGGACCUGACUUGGGACAAGGAGCUGGCCUCCUCCUCAACACGCCUCAGCCCCUACAUCGACCUCGACGUCGAACACAAGAGUGUCCUCAGAGCGCUCAACACCUUCAACUUCGUCCAAAUGAAACCCUGUCUGGACGGAGAGGAGCGCAAGCCCGCAGCCCCCGGCGCCCCGGAGUUCCUGGCGGAGGAGUGCGUCGGGGAGAACAACAGCGUCACCGCAACGUGGACGCCGCACCCCACCUCCAGGGUGGCUGGGUAUAUCCUGGAGAUUGACGACGGAGACGGAGAGUUCAAGGAGGUGCACCGGGGGCCGGAGACGCUGUGCACGGUGGAGGGCCUCCACUUCAACACCGUCUACCACCUGAGGGUUCAAGCUUAUAAUAUCUCCGGCGUGUCUCCGUACUCGGCGCCAGUCGCCAUCAGGACCUCCGCCACGGCGUGGUUCUCGUUGGACCGAGCUCUCUCCCACCCUGAGUGCCGGCUGGUGGGUGACGGUGCAGGAGCCACCUGUGAAAGCUACCAGCACCGCGUUGCCCUCGCCUCCGUCGGGUUCUCCAGAGGUCGUCAUUACUGGCAGUUCACCGUCGACUCGUACGAUGCCAACGCUGAUGUCGUCUUUGGUGUCGCAAGGGCCAACGUGGACAAAGAGGGCAUGUUGGGCAAUGACGUACACGGGUGGGCCAUGUACAUCGACCACCAGAGGUCGUGGUUCCUGCACGGGGCGGCGCAUCACGGGCGGUAUGAAGGUGGGGUGGGCGUGGGCUCCACCGUGGGCGUCCUCCUUGACCUCAACCACGGCACUCUCACCUUCUACGUCAACGACGAACAACAGGGCGACGUGGCCUUCACCGACCUGGAGGGCCUCUUCUACCCGGCAGUCAGCGUCAACAGGAACGUGACGGUGACCCUCCACACCUCCCUCGACCCUCCUCACUCCGACUACGACAGCCAAUCUGACACCUGAAGGCCCACCAUUGUCAUCGGCACCCCCUGGCCCACCACCGCCUCAGAACACUUCACGUUACUCUAGUGCUCCCUACAUUAUCACCCUUGUUAUUAUUAUUAUUAUUAUUAUUAUUAUUAUUUUUAUUUAAAUUUUCGUUUCGUCGUUCAACAAGCGAGCUGCAAUAUUUUAUCGGCAUUAAAUUGUCUUGAUUGAGUUCAAGAGAAUUACAACACUCUGCAAGUGUUGUCAACCAACAAUCGGAUUUCUCAGUGAUAUUAUAUAUAUAUAUAUAAUCACUAGUGAUAUAUAUAUAUAUGUAUAUAUAUCACUAAGUGUGUGCGAUACGCGCAUGGGAGAGGUAGUUCGGGACGUGAACCAAGAGACAAGAGUAAGUUAACCAACAACGCAUCAUGACCAAGCAACGUGUCCAACAAAUAUAUAUUAUAUAUUUUUUUGUCAGUAAGUUCAUACCAGCGUGUGAAACCGCACGAGUGUAAAAGUGUAACUGAAAAAACUAAAUGUGCAGGAAAAGAACACAAAAGUUCUGUACGGAAAUCACGUGAAAAGUUGGGUGUCGUUCAAAAUACUUUACGUUCCCUACUAGUUAUGUUAAGGUGUAAGAGAACUGAUUUCUGCGUUUUGGUCAGGGAGUGAGUCGUUUCCCCAACGUGUACGCGACAAAUCCUGACCAUCUCGUAUCAUUCAGGACUGAGAAAACGUCUAUACACGCAAACGACACAUCAAAAUGCCAUACAUCUAACGGAUAUUCAUCCCAAUGGUCACAAUAUCAAGAUGAUCUAUGUGAUAGGAACUGAGGAUUACGAAUAUUAUACCAAGGUACUGAGGAAAAGAACCUGACAUGGUUGAGUAAGAUCAAAACUACGAGACAUGAUGACAAGUCAAUCCCCAGGUUAAGGCUCGUAACAUUAAGGGGACUCAACUAACAAAGCCUUUCACCUGUCCAAUGUCACCACAACUGCCAACUCCAUUCCAGUGUUUGUUGUUGUUGUCUGCACGCUCGUGAGCACUAGACUACGUCAGUAGGUCAACACCAAAUGCCUGUUUUUUUUUCUUUGUAAUAAAGUUGAUGUUUAUACCCCACACACAAUGUUCCAUUUGGUAGUGAACUGCAAUUAUGAACACCAAUAAAUGACCCCAUUGUGGAGAGAACAAUGUUGGGUGCAGGGUUUGCCUGCCAGAUUUUAUUAGAAAAAUUAAAAAAUGUAAUUUUGAACGUAUAUAAAUAAUAAUGGGGCUUUAUAUACUUCAUGUAGAGCCACUCGGAGGUCGUGGGUGCUGUGCACUAUAAGUGAUGAACCUUUGUACAGUAGUUAAACCAUCCACACUCACCACCACCACACACUCACUACCACACACUCACCACCACACACUCACCAGCACACACUCACCACCACACACUCAUCACUACACUCACCAGCACACACUCACCACCAUACA